ACACGUCCUCCCGCGCGCCACGCCGUGAAGCUUCCAAAACGCGGGUCUCCUCCAUGACUGCUCCCAUGGACGUCCCGUAUAUAAACCACACGGACACGGCCGCCAUGUUUGCCAGACAUCCAAUCCAAGAAGAGCACAGGACUCAUCUACUCAUCUGAGAGCAGAAGCUCCUUCCGUCCUACUGCUCUCCGAUCAGACAUCCCUGCAGACCGAUCGAUCGAGGAUGGUUGUCGCGUCCAAGUCCAAGUCGUCGUCGUCCAGCGAGCUGGGGUCCCUGUUCGCGGCGUUCGACAAGGACGCCGACGGCAGGAUCUCCGCCGCCGAGCUGCGGCUCUGCAUGCGGGCGACGCUGGGGGAGGACGUGUCAGCGGAGGACGCCGAGGCGCUGGUUGCGUCGGUGGACGCGGACGGCGACGGGCUGCUGGACGGCGACGAGUUCGCGCGCCUCGUGCACGCCGAGGUGGAGGAGGAGGAGCGCCACCGGGGGCUCCGCCUGGCCUUCGGCAUGUACGAGAUGGAGGGCGAGGGGUGCAUCACCCCCACCAGCCUCAAGCGCAUGCUCAGCAGGCUCGGCGCCCACCAGGAGAUCGACGACUGCCGCGCCAUGAUCUGCAGGUUCGACCUCGACGGCGACGGCGUGCUCAGCUUCGACGAGUUCAAGAUCAUGAUGAGCGCCUGAAGGAACAUGCAUGCCUGAUAGUUGAUCGGUGUAGGUUGUUCAUAUACAUAGUCCAUUCAUUCGUUCGUUCGUUUGUUGUGAUUAUUAAGUUGGCAGCUAUGUGCAUAUUCGAUUAUGGCUUCGAUUAUUCAGCAGUAUCAGCUCCCUUGUGAACUUGAUUUGUCCAUUAUUUCAUUCGCAAAAGGAAACAUGCCCAUUAUUUGCCCCCUUCAAA
Setaria italica (foxtail millet) is the source of this 893-nucleotide messenger RNA. Its product is annotated as probable calcium-binding protein CML31. The record is from RefSeq and is a predicted model, not a curated record. Lineage: Eukaryota; Viridiplantae; Streptophyta; Magnoliopsida; Poales; Poaceae. Gene Ontology annotation, molecular function: calcium ion binding. Bases 224 to 679 code for a protein of 151 amino acids. The transcript has a single exon.